This is a messenger RNA of Cyclopterus lumpus (lumpfish), 1537 nucleotides long. RefSeq names its product distal-less homeobox 3b (gene dlx3b). The transcript is spliced from 3 exons. The record is from RefSeq and is a predicted model, not a curated record. Gene Ontology annotation, biological process: regulation of transcription by RNA polymerase II; embryo development; epithelial cell differentiation. NCBI's taxonomy places the organism in Eukaryota, Metazoa, Chordata, Actinopteri, Perciformes, Cyclopteridae. Bases 168 to 1010 code for a protein of 280 amino acids. Gene Ontology annotation, molecular function: RNA polymerase II cis-regulatory region sequence-specific DNA binding; DNA-binding transcription factor activity, RNA polymerase II-specific.
CUGCAGCCGGGAGAGUUUCGGUGGACUAUAAGACCUCUAAAAACCCUUCAAAGAGCGCGCGCUCACACCAGUUCCUUAUUGAGAUUUUGCUUUACGCACUCCACGACGACGACAACAAAAAGAGGAUCCACCGCUGGGCUUUCUUUACUCUGGAGGGCUGCUUCAACAUGAGCGCCGGCCAGACGUAUGACAAGAAGAUAGCGAGUAUUUUGACCGAUCUACCAGGAUCUAUGAGUUGCCACCCGAACUCCAAGGACUCUCCCACUCUCCCAGAGUCUUCGGUGACGGACAUGGGCUACUACAGCGGACAGACGGGCCCGAGCCAUCAAGAAUACUAUCAGAGUCAGGCGUACGGACAGCCCAUGAACUCUUACCACCAUCAGUUUAAUCUGAACGGAAUGGGAGCUGCUGGAGCGUACGCGACCAAAUCUGAAUACCCCUACACAAAUGGCUACCGACAGUUCGGACAUUACAACAGAGAUCACCUGCAGCCCUCCCCUCCGAGCUCAGUGAAAGAAGAGCCAGAGCCCGAGGUCCGCAUGGUGAAUGGGAAACCCAAAAAGAUCCGCAAGCCGAGGACGAUCUACUCCAGCUACCAGCUCGCUGCUCUGCAGAGGCGUUUCCAGAAAGCGCAGUACCUCGCUCUACCCGAGAGAGCGGAGCUGGCGGCUCAGCUUGGCCUCACCCAGACGCAGGUCAAGAUCUGGUUCCAGAACCGGAGGUCUAAAUUCAAGAAGCUGUACAAGAACGGCGAGGUUCCCCUGGAGCACAGUCCCAACGCCAGCGACUCCAUGGCCUGCAAUUCCCCGCCCUCCCCCGCAGUCUGGGAGAACAGCACCCCGCAGAACACCCCCAUCAGCAGACCUCAGGUCCCGCAGCCGACCCACAGCUCGUCGCCGCCAUACCUGGAGGAUUAUAACAACCACUGGUACCAGCAGGGUUCCCACAUACAGCACCCGGGCACCGUGCACCACCCAGUCCCACAGCAAAGUGUGGGAGCUGUUUAUUAACAAAGACUCUGCACAUUUUUCUCCACAAUGACUCUGAAGAGCGAAGGUUGACUGGACCGGGAGCAGACCUGAAGGGAAACGUUCUGGAUGAUAAAAAACUGUUUCAGAUCUGGGGUUUCCAUUCGCAAAGCACAUAAGGGAUUUUUUUUGAUAACUUGUGGCAGCAUAUUUAACGGACAUCUGGCGUGUUUUUUUUAAAUUAUUUAUCGCUUCUGUUGUAUUUCUUUCACUCCUUUUGUAAAUGAAUAUGCAACGUUUUUUUGUUUUUUUAAAACAAGUAGCUAUAACCACAAACCGAAUAAUCACAACUGUGCAUGUAAUCCAUGCUGCGUUCAAAUCAAGGGUUUGUAGCGCGUCCAAAAAACAAAAAAAAAGAACUCAGGUCAUAUUUAUAUGGAUUUGUACAAAACGUCGAAGGCUGUAAAUAUGUGUUUAUAUUCAGAACCACUAUAAUAAUAAGUGUUUGAAAUGGAACAACUGCACUCCUAAACCAGUAUCACAUCCAUGUAAUUAGUUCACCGUUUGCC